CAGCGAACCCGAAACACAGAGUGUGAUCGAUCGGAAGUGUGAUACUGAGCAAACGGCCAGACAGAUGCCGCACGUGAAUUGCUCUUUAAAUCAAGUACAAUAAGUGCUCAUGACUUGUUCUGUCGCAUGCGUUGUGUGCUUUGUUCGUCAAAGCUCAUGUUUGCUCAAUUGUUUCCGAAAGCGGAAGUUUCGCGCUCGCCUCAGAAGUCUGGCCAGCGUCGCGACGACAGCAUUCUUUCGAGGACCUGGAUGCCAAAUGGCAGUCCUUCGAUAUUAUAAUGCGCGGACUAUACUGGGAGUCUUGGUCACUGCUUCUCCCCUUUGCGGCGCUCCGAAUCUGGUCAAGAGCGUGCCUCUACUAAAAAUACAUUCCAUGUCUGCCAUUUGACUGGCCCCUUCGUCAACUUUUUCGUGCCAAUCCCGAUCCAGAGUAACAGAUGCGGUUUGGUGGUCAUUUCGCAGGAAGAUAUCGUUUCGUUUCGCGUUUACUUUUGACCUGCCUGUACCUGGCCUGUUUGACGG
Molecule: messenger RNA, 522 nt
Organism: Aureobasidium subglaciale EXF-2481
Lineage: Eukaryota; Fungi; Ascomycota; Dothideomycetes; Dothideales; Saccotheciaceae
Exons: 2
Coding region: 110-388 (92 amino acids)
Source: RefSeq, a predicted model, not a curated record